AUGCACUACUGGCACCCAACGCACUGCACCCUGCAGCUGAACUUUGUGCAGCCCGACGCCCAGCGUGACGGCGGCAGCGCUCCUCUGGCGGCGGGCGACGCCUACAGCGGGAGAUCUUCCAUUCGGUACUUGCGGCGUUCUUUUUCCCGUGCGACAACACAGGAGACGUUUCCUGCAGCUGACGUGAAGACCAACGAUGGACUCCACUUCCAUGCCAUCACGGCCCCCACCCCCGAGCUUCCGAGGGCCCGGCCUCUUGUUAUCCACUCCUUCAAGGUGCAGCCACAGCUGGCGUCGAGCGGGGCAGGGGCGUUGAAGGUGCUGAAAGUUGUGGAGAGUGGCCUCUGCGGUGGCGACAGCGGCGGUGCUGAGCGAGGCAAGCAGCGCGGCGCCGCCUCGAAUGGUGGGCGCGCACGCCGCGAUAAGAAGACGAAAGGCAAGGCCCACGACGCAAAGGACCCGGCACACCAGGGGCGCCCCGACGCCGACACGGAGCAGCGCGGUUGUGCGGACCCGGGGUCAAAACACGUCUUCUUUGAGGGAGGUGCGAGCAUGCCAGUCGGCUCCAGCGUCACGCUAGUUAUUGCCUUCACAGGCAGAAUUCAGGGGUGGGAUCAGGGAGGCAUUUACACGAACGACAACGCAGAGUCGGCGGCAGGCGCAGCUCGUGGUGUGCUCCUCACACACUUUGAGGUCGCCUUGGCACGUCUCGCCUUUCCGUGCCCCGACGACGCUCAACACUACCGCCUCAUUUGGCAACUGCAGUCGCUGCAGCUGCCCUCAAGCUACAGCUUGGUUGUGAGUAACACGGCGCGUAUGUCAGAGAAGGCCAUGGGUGGGAGGGGGACGCAGCACACCUUUUCGCCGGUGGGGCCGAUACCCGCCUACGCGUUGGCCUUCGCCGCCUUUAGUGGUUCCGUGGAAAUGGUGGAGGAGUUGCUGCGUCUGCGUGGGUCACCCACGACCGCAGCGGCAGGUCGCAACGCCGAUGAAAAACUGGUGCCGUUGCGAGUGGUGGCGGCUACCUCAAGUGGGGUGACGUCGCAUACGCUCAGGCGAAUUGCCGACAUCGUUCAGGAAGCUGUGCAACUCUUAGAGGACUACUUCGCUGCGCCGCUGCCUUUGCAGCAGAUGCCUUUCUCGCACGACUUGGAGUGGCGGGAGGAGCUACUCACGAUUGUGCUUGCCCCCACGAUGCCGUACAUCUCAGGCAUGGAACACCAUGGCUGCAUCUUUCUCAACGAGGCCAUCUACCGAUCCUCCGCCUGCGAUGGCAGCGCGAGAGGGCCAGGCAAGCACCACGACGCAGGGGCAGGCGGCACGACCGAGGCCAGCAGAGUGGAGCUCAUUGUGCACGAACUCGCACACCACUGGGUAGGAAAUACUCUCGGCAUGCCGUUUGUUCUCAAGGAGGGAGUUUGCCUUUUGCUGGAGCAAUGUUUCGGAGACGUCAUUAUGGGGAGGCCAAUGCGCAGCAUAACGCCCUCAGGUGCCAACAUCAUGUCCGCCACCGCAGUGCCCUCCCGUGCGGUGGCGCCGCCGCCGACGACGACGACGGUAACAGCAGCCGAGGCAGGCACUGCGGUGGUGGUGGUGGACACAGAGAAGGGUAAGGAGUUCACCGGGCACUCCUAUCAGAAGGCACUAAAUACACUGCGUGAUGUGGUGAGUGGCAUGGGAUUUGCCGCCUUCAAGGAGCGCAUGCAACGCAUGUACCAAACGGAGGUAACGGGAGGCAUCAAAAACGGCUGCGCAGUCGACGGAAAUCACCAUGCGGAUGCUCUCGUGCCACCGUACAUCACUGCGCCGCAAUUUUUGGCGUACAUGGAGACAUAA
Messenger RNA from Trypanosoma rangeli, 1836 nucleotides. Its product is annotated as putative aminopeptidase, putative,metallo-peptidase, clan MA(E), family M1. Lineage: Eukaryota; Euglenozoa; Kinetoplastea; Trypanosomatida; Trypanosomatidae. Gene Ontology annotation, cellular component: cytoplasm. Gene Ontology annotation, molecular function: metalloaminopeptidase activity; zinc ion binding; peptide binding. The record is from RefSeq and is a predicted model, not a curated record. The transcript has a single exon. Bases 1 to 1836 code for a protein of 611 amino acids. Gene Ontology annotation, biological process: proteolysis; peptide catabolic process.